Gloeophyllum trabeum ATCC 11539 is the source of this 1107-nucleotide messenger RNA. RefSeq lists its product as uncharacterized. Bases 1 to 1107 code for a protein of 368 amino acids. Lineage: Eukaryota; Fungi; Basidiomycota; Agaricomycetes; Gloeophyllales; Gloeophyllaceae. The record is from RefSeq and is a predicted model, not a curated record. The transcript is spliced from 4 exons.
AUGGUCCUCUAUAAAGGGCCUGCCUAUCGAUCACAGGCAGAGGAUACAGAAACCGCCAGCAAAGACAUCUACGUGCUGCCUCGCGAUGCAGGCGAGUCAGAGCGGCUGCAGGCUCAGCACGACCAUCUCAGGCGAUCGCUCGGUGGGCUCCUCGUUCAUCCCUCGAUUGACCUCAACAAUGCCCGCAUCAUAUUGGAUUGCUGCACGGGCACUGGAGCAUGGUUGAAGGAUGCGCGCCUCUCUGCACGUCCGGACACUAUCCUGGAGGCCUGUGAUAUUACUUUGGAACAGUAUCACCGCGGUACCGCGAAGGCCGACGAUGUCUUCGUACAGAACAUCCUCCACCGGUUCCCCGGAGAGAAACGGGGUAGGUAUGACCUCAUACACCAGAGGUAUCUGACCGGAGGCAUAUCGCGCGAAGAAUGGCCUAAAGCCAUCUCCAACGUAGUGGAGGCUUUGAGACCAGGAGGCUGCUUCAAUAUCACGGAACCGAAUUUACAGACCUCACCUCCAAGCUCCGCUGAUCCCGAAGCCAUUGCAAACUGGAAAGUCCAAUUGAAGAGGAUUUCAUGGGAAAGGAAUAACCUCAUUCAACAAUGCGCAAAUGAGAUCCCGGCUCUGAUGCGAGACGCCGGCUUAAUCAACGUACAGACCAUCCGCCUGCGCGUUCCCUACGGCGCCACUUGUCGAGCUCUCGGGAUGACAGAGAACCAGGUGGAAAGCAGUAUUCGUCUCCACAUGUCCCCAUCUUUCGACGAGGUGCUGAAGAAACUCUGGAUUGCAUCCGGGAAGGGGACGGCUGAAGAAUUUGAUCAGAAUCAAGUCAUCUACGAGGAAUUCCUCCGGGAAAAGGGGAUCUGGAUGGACGUGAGCUUUGUCGUCGGCCUCAGUACACAAGCAUCACCGAAAAUGCCCCCGAAGCUCAAAAAUCCGCCUGCCUCGGCGUUCUCUGAACCCUCUGAGCCGUCCGUGCACAAACCUGAGGAAAACCCGAAAGAACAGUUGACGAAGCCGCAAGAAGAGAAUCCGCAGGUGAUCGCGCAGAAGCCCGGUGACUCUGAGAAUAAAGGAACGAGAGCGGAGCCGCCGCAGAAGUCGAAGCUCUGA